Messenger RNA from Colletotrichum chrysophilum, 1848 nucleotides. RefSeq lists its product as uncharacterized. The record is from RefSeq and is a predicted model, not a curated record. The transcript has 2 exons. The coding region runs from base 1 to 1848 and encodes 615 amino acids. Lineage: Eukaryota; Fungi; Ascomycota; Sordariomycetes; Glomerellales; Glomerellaceae.
AUGUCCCAAUCCUUUGAGCAGCUCGAGUGUCGAUACGCCACCGUGCCGCGCCUGCGAGCGGUCAUCUCUCAGUUUGGCGGGCAGCAGAAACCACCACACCAAAGCUCGGCGAUGAUAGACUCUCUGGUACAUCUCGCCAAAUCCAUUUGCGAACUCGGACCCUGUGCCGGGGCAGGGCCGGUCACCGAGGAGACGCCAUACUACACUUCCAGGGCGCUCGACCAGCUCGCCGUAUGCAGCCCCUGCUUCGAGCAAUUCUUCCGUGGCACUCCCUUUGAGCGGGAGUUACACCGCUCUACGCCCAUGUCUGGAUGGGGAUGCGAUGUCCGCGGAAUUCGCGGACACGUCUUCAAGAUGCUUGCGCGGGAGCUGGACGCGGGCCCGCAGCGCAUGUCGUUCGGCCGUUUCGCAGAAGCCACGCGAUCCCGGCUUGCCAUCGGCUGUGCAGGAGAGAACAAUCCCAUCUGGCCCGUGGAGUCCUCUGCGCCGCACUACAGUUACGAGCCGCACGACCCGAGCAAGGCGGGUGUGUUCUGCGAGGCGUGCUACUGGGACUUUGUCCACGGCACAGCUGUGGACCGGUUCUUUAACAACCGCGUCCGGCUCGACGAGGAAUUUCGGGGCACCAUCUCUUGUGACCUUGGGGGUGUGGCUUCGCGGUUUGCUAUGCAGUGUGCCGUCAGGUGCGGCGACGACGAGGUCUGGCGCCGUUGCAUCUCGAAAAGGGGAACGCUGCCACCUUGUGUUGGACUCAGGGGUGUCGACGAGGAAGAUUUGCUGGGAAAGAAUGCAGACGACGACUCCUUAUGGUAUUGCUUGGCAGAGCAUCCCUCGAUCGAGGUCUGCCCUUUCUGUUACAACUCGACGGUAGAGCUGCUCGGAGCCAGCCACCUCUUCGCACCAAUCACCCGUUCUCUUUCCCCCGGCGUUAUACGGUUCUGCUUUCUCUCGAACCCAUCAGAUCACGACGCCGACACAUCAGACAACGCCAAUUUCGAGAACACGCUGGUCUGGCGCGGGCUCAUUCUGCGGCGAUGGCUACACCAAGGCUUCGACUCGCACAGAAUCGACGACUUUGCGGGUUUCCGGAGCGCGGCGGGACUCGUAGCUUCGUGGCCGCCCCCGUGCGGCGGCUCCGAGCGGGCAUUCAAGUCGGGCAGCGGCCGCAAGUGGUUCGGCAACGCCUUCUAUCUCAUUGGCGACAACGAGCAACAUAUUAGCCUCAACAUGUGCGAGGAGUGCCACGACGACGUGGUCAAGGGCACAGCGCUCGAGUACGACCUGUCCCACGACAAGACGGCGCGGGCGUACGAGAUCUUCCCGGACGGGCUGAUGUGCAACCUCGGAACGUCCCGACGUCUGCGGGACGAGCUUGCCGCGUCGCUGAAGAAGGGCACCUUCGUAGACUUUGCGCAUUACUUCUACAGGCGCAAGGAUGUCUCCGAGCGCAAGAGGGCGAUUGACAAGCUCUGCCAGGAGCAGACCGUUCGUCAGCAGCAGAUGCUUGACGCGGUCAAUCUUCAGGGCCAGACCGCCGCGCUCAAUCUCAUGCAGCAGCUCAACGCGAACACGAACGCUGUCAUCAUGGGUGUCGGCGGGUCCGUGUCGGCCGCCGCGGCGACGGACUACGGCCAGCGCUUCGGCAACGCGACUGUUGGGUAUGGACACUUGACUCACGGGUCGGCGGCGGCUGCGCAGGCACAUCAUGAUGCGCAAAACAUGGCAGCAAGACAGCGUCAGGGUGUGAGCGCUGCGGACUUUAAGCCUUGCGGUGAUACCUGGGCUGAUACGCAGCAGUUAUUGGCCUUGGCCAAUGCUGUUGAGGAGGAGUGGAAGGCUGUCAACUAA